AUGAGUACAUCAAAUACAAGUGCAACAAAACCUGAACAAAAUGUUCGAGUUUGGAUGGAUGGUUGUUAUGAUAUGGUACAUUUUGGUCAUGCUAAUGCUUGUCGACAAGCAAAACAAAUGGGUACUUCUUUAAUUGUUGGUGUUCACUCUGAUGAGGAAAUUACUAAACACAAAGGUCCACCAGUAUUUACAGAACAAGAACGAUAUAAAAUGGUUCGUGCUAUUAAAUGGGUGGAUCAAGUUGUUGAGAAUGCUCCAUAUGUAACAACACUUGAAACAUUAGAAGACUAUAAUUGUGCUUUUUGUGUACAUGGUGAUGAUAUCACUGUUACGGCUGAUGGUGUUGAUACAUAUCAUAUAGUCAAAGCUGCUGGCCGCUAUCGAGAAUGCAAACGAACACAAGGUGUAUCAACCACAGAUCUUGUUGGAAGAAUGUUAUUAGUUACAAAAAGUCAUCAUGAACCUGAUGAUAUGUUACCAGAUCCAGAGAAUACACGUCGAAUGAGUUUAUGUAAAGAAAGUGUUAGUCCAUGGACAGGUGCUUCACAAUUUUUAGCAACAACUAAUAAAAUUAUACAAUUUUCUAAUGGUCGUGAACCAAAACCUGGAGAUAAAGUUAUUUAUACAGCUGGAGCUUUUGAUUUAUUUCAUGUUGGUCAUGUUGAUUUUCUUGAAAAAGUAAAAGCAUUGGGUGAUUAUCUUAUUGUUGGUUUACAUGGUGAUCGAGUUGUAAAUCGAUAUAAAGGAAGUAAUCAUCCAAUAAUGAAUAUUCAUGAACGUGUAUUAAGUGUCUUAGCUUGUCGAUAUGUUGAUGAAGUUGUUAUUGCUGCACCUUAUUCUGUAACAAUGGAUUUAAUUAAUCAUUUUAAAGUUUCGCUUGUUGUUCAUGGUCAAACAGAUUAUGAAUCUGAUGUUGAUGGAAGUGAUCCAUAUGAAGUACCUAAGAAACUUGGUAUAUUUCAACAAAUCGAUAGUGGAAAUCCAUUGACAACACAGGAUAUUAUUACACGUAUUAUUGAUAAUCGAUUACAAUAUGAAAAACGUAAUAAGAAAAAAGAAGCAAAAGAAGCAGCUGCAUAUGAAGCAUUUCAAAAAUUAAAAGCUGAAAAUCGAAAUGAAUCAACAGCUGUGAAUAUCAAAAAAAAAAAAUCUCAUUUUAAUUAUUUUCUUCGUUUAUUGAUAUGUCUUUUCUUUGGUAUGAUCUGUGCACUAAUUGCAUCUACUGGUUGGGCACAACAAGCUGAUUGGGUUUCGGAAAUAUGUCAAGGUUAUGCAACAAAUCAAUACGUUGCAGCAUUAGUGGAAUGUAGUCAAAGUUCGUCACCAGAUGCAUAUAGAUCACUUUCUGCAAAUACAGUUAAAACAGCAACAAUAGUUAUUUUUAUUCUUACUCUUGUUACUAUUUUUAUUAUUUUUUUAAUUCAUAUAUUUGCAGCAUUACGUAAACGAAAAAUUUGGAAAAUUGCUUCUAGAAUAGUUGCUAUCAUUUUUAUUCUAUUCUUUCUUCUUGUUCUUGCCAUAUCAAUUGCUGCAAUUUUUUGGGAAGUAAAAUUAUCAACUGUAUUUGGUUCUCUUUAUACAUCAAAUUCUUAUCAAUCAACACCAAAUGGUUAUCGUAAAGCACAAACCGGUGCAGCUGGUGCAGCUGCAGGUUUUGGACUUCUAGCUGCAUGUUUUCUACUUAUUAAUAUUAUUUGUCGUUUAUUGGGUAUUGGAUCAUUACGAAAACGAAAUCGAAAACGAAAAAUGCGUGUUGAUGUUAUAACUUAG
This is a messenger RNA of Rotaria sordida, 1770 nucleotides long. NCBI's taxonomy places the organism in Eukaryota, Metazoa, Rotifera, Eurotatoria, Philodinida, Philodinidae. The record is from the annotation of a GenBank genome assembly.